Messenger RNA from Ixodes scapularis (black-legged tick), 1108 nucleotides. RefSeq lists its product as uncharacterized. The record is from RefSeq and is a predicted model, not a curated record. The coding region runs from base 183 to 563 and encodes 126 amino acids. The transcript is spliced from 4 exons. NCBI's taxonomy places the organism in Eukaryota, Metazoa, Arthropoda, Arachnida, Ixodida, Ixodidae.
CUUCGGUUGACUGCCUCGUCGGCGAGACCGGUCACGUCCAAGUGCUCCACCCUCGUUGGGCGACCUAGGCAGAUCCCGAUUUUGUCCCGCACGUCGCCCGCUGAUUGUGGGGGUAAUCAAGAAGGCGUGUCCGAAAGGGAGCCGCAUGCGAUCGGCGACCGGCCACCACUCUGCGUCUGGACAUGGGACGGGCGGAACUCCUGGUUGGCCUACUUGUUUUCUGGGCUGCCGUCGUCGCUCGAGGGCAAAGGGAGACGGACUUCUACUUCGGCACCCGCGUGCGCUGCCACACGUGCGACGUGGACUUCACCAUCGAGAAGUUCUCCGUGGAACACCCGUGCCUGGUGGCGCAGAAGGAGAGGGACAUCGCCUACUGCAGCGUCAACUCCAACUUCUGCAAGGUUGAGGUCACUCGCCUGAACGGGGUCCUGGUGACCUUCUCGCGACGGUGUGUCGACAAAUGCUCUCCGAAUUGCUUCGAGAAGGGCUUCGGCAUGCUCAGAGAGCAGUGCACCUACUGCUGUCGACGGAACCCGUCCUGUGGAGAGAAGCGCAAGCCCUGACGUCAGCCGCCUACCGCCAGCAGCACCUUAGACCGAGGAGGACCGAAUCUUCAGCCCCAGCAGCAGCAGCAGCAGCAUCAGCCGCGCAGCGGGACGUCGGGGACAAGCGGAGGCGAGAACACCGUCGCUACUCUGCCACAGCCGCGGCAGCCGCCAUCUUCAGCAGCAUCCGCUCCGGAAUGCUGGCAGUCCUUCAGCUCUGUUGCGAUCACGUGCCUUCUCAGCAUAGUCUGCUUUGGCGCUGUCUAGCUGCCUCGUAGCCAUCGAUUCAUCUAGUCAUACGGGUCGUUUUCAGUGAUCUCAGUGUAGUGACGUCCAAGAUAGCUGUUACGAAGAGGAGCGUCUCUUAGCUCUCUUCACUAGCAAGUAGAAUUGAUGGUCCCUAACAUAACUAAGGAGGUCAGUCUGUGUCUUCCAGGGACUCGAACUCAGAUAAUCACCCGUAGAACUUCCGCUGCCUUCCAGAGAACCGUCCAUACAUAACUCCACGCACCAAAGAUGAAUACUUAAAUCAAAUUCAAAGUAUGUUUUUGCAUUGAGCGUAU